GCUGCCGCAGGAGCCGCCUCACAGCGAUGGCGGCCGUGCAGGGCCGGCGGCGGUGGCGCCUGCGGCCGGCGACGGCAGCGGAGGAGGUAGUGAUGGGUGGCGGGGGCCUGUGACCAGGAAGUCGCCCCUGGGCCCAGGCACCAUGAGCCAAGGCCCCUCUGCAGGGGAGAGCAGCGAGCCCGAAGCAAAGGUCCUCCACACGAAGCGGCUUUACCGGGCUGUGGUGGAGGCUGUGCAUCGACUUGACCUCAUCCUUUGCAACAAAACUGCUUAUCAAGAAGUGUUCAAACCAGAGAACAUUAGCCUGAGGAACAAGCUGCGUGAGCUCUGUGUUAAGCUCAUGUUCCUGCAUCCAGUCGACUAUGGGAGGAAGGCUGAAGAACUACUAUGGAGAAAGGUAUACUAUGAAGUUAUUCAACUUAUCAAGACUAAUAAAAAGCACAUCCACAGCAGGAGCACAUUGGAAUGUGCCUACAGGACACAUCUGGUCGCUGGUAUUGGCUUCUACCAGCAUCUUCUUCUUUAUAUCCAGUCCCACUAUCAACUUGAACUGCAGUGCUGCAUUGACUGGACUCAUGUCACUGAUCCCCUCAUAGGAUGUAAGAAGCCAGUAUCUGCCUCAGGAAAGGAAAUGGAUUGGGCACAGAUGGCAUGCCACAGAUGUCUGGUGUACCUUGGGGAUUUGUCACGCUAUCAGAAUGAAUUGGCCGGAGUAGACACUGAGCUUCUAGCUGAGAGAUUUUACUACCAAGCCCUUUCAGUAGCUCCCCAGAUUGGAAUGCCCUUCAACCAACUGGGCACCCUUGCAGGGAGCAAGUAUUAUAACGUGGAAGCCAUGUAUUGCUACCUGCGAUGCAUCCAGUCAGAAGUGUCUUUUGAGGGAGCUUAUGGGAACCUUAAGAGGCUAUAUGAUAAGGCAGCCAAAAUGUACCACCAGCUGAAGAAGUGUGAGACUCGGAAACUGUCUCCCAGCAAAAAGCGAUGUAAAGACAUUAAAAGGUUGCUGGUGAACUUUAUGUACCUGCAGAGCCUCUUGCAGCCCAAAAGCAGCUCCAUGGACUCAGAGCUGACCUCACUUUGCCAAUCUGUCCUGGAGGAUUUCAAUCUCUGUCUCUUCUACCUGCCCUCUUCACCCAACCUCAGCCUGGCCAGCGAGGAUGAGGAGGAGUACGAGAGUGGAUAUGCUUUCCUUCCGGACCUGCUCAUCUUUCAGAUGGUCAUCAUUUGCCUUAUGGGUGUACAUAGCUUAAAGAGAACAGGAUCUAAGCAGUACAGUGCUGCCAUCGCUUUCACCCUGGCCCUCUUCUCCCAUCUUGUCAAUCAUGUCAACAUACGCCUGCAAGCUGAGCUAGAAGAGGGCGAGAACCCUGUCCCAGCAUUCCAGAGUGAUGGCACAGAUGAACCAGAUUCUAAGGAACCAGUGGAGAAAGAGGAAGAACUGGAUCCUGAGCCUCCUCCCACAGCCCAAGUGGGUGAGGGCCGAAAGAGCCGUAAAUUUUCCCGACUGUCCUGCCUCCGUCGCCGCCGCCACCACCCACCCAAAGCUGGUGAUGACAGUGACCUGAGUGAAGGCUUUGAAUCAGACUCAAGCCAUGACUCAGCCAGGGCCAGUGAGGGCUCAGAUAGUGGCUCUGACAAGAGUCUGGAAGGGAGGGGCACAGCUUUUGAUGCAGAGACAGACUCAGAAAUGAACAGUCAGGAGUCUCGAUCAGACCUAGAAGAUAUGGAUGAUGAGGAUGGGACACAGUCCCCAGCCCUGGAGCCCCCUCGGGCCAAAUCUGAGGCUUCUGAUUCCCUCAAUGGCCCUCUGGGUCCCAGUGAAGCUAGCAUUGCCAGCAAUCUGCAAGCCAUGUCCACCCAGAUGUUCCAGACCAAGCGCUGCUUCCGACUGGCUCCUACCUUUAGCAACCUGCUCCUUCAGCCCACCACCGAACCUCACAAUUUGGCUGGCUGUAGACCCUGUGUCAAUGGAGAUGUGGACAAACCCUCAGAACCAGUUCUUUCUCCUAUCUCCACCCCAGCCUCUGAGGAGGGCUCUGAGUCAGAAGGGAGUGAGUCCAGUGGACGUUCCUGUCGCAAUGAACGCAGUCUCCAGGAGAAACUGCAGGUCCUGAUGGCUGAGGGUCUGCUUCCUGCUGUGAAAGUCUUCCUGGACUGGCUGAGGACUAACCCUGACCUCAUCGUUGUGUGUGCACAGAGCUCUCAAAGUUUGUGGAAUCGCCUGUCUGUCUUGCUGAAUCUGUUGCCAGCUGCUGGUGAACUUCAGGAGUCUGGCUUGGUCUUAUGUCGGGAGGUCCAGGAUCUUCUUGAAAGUUGUGAACUGCCUGAACUGCCUGCUAGCCUCCUGCUCCCAGAGGACAUGGCACUUCGCAACCUGCCUCCUCUCCGGGCUGCUCAUAGACGCUUCAACUUUGACACGGAUCGACCCCUGCUCAGCGCCUUAGAGGAGACCAUGGUACGAAUCUGCUGCAUCCGCAGCUUUGGUCACUUUGUUGCCCGCCUACAAGGCAGCAUCCUGCAGUUUAACCCAGAAGUUGGCAUCUUCGUCAGCAUUGCCCAGUCUGAACAGGAGAGUCUUCUACAACAAGCCCAGGCCCAGUUCCGCAUGGCACAAGAGGAAGCUCGCCGGAAUAGACUCAUGAGAGACAUGGCUCAGCUACGACUACAGCUCGAGGUCUCCCAGCUGGAGGGAAGCCUGCAGCAGCCCAAGGCCCAGUCAGCUAUGUCUCCCUACCUCGUCCCUGAUACCCCAGCCCUUUGCCACCAUCUCCCUGUCAUCCGCCAGCUGGCCUCUAGUGGCCGCUUCAUUGUCAUCAUCCCAAGGACAGUGAUUGAUGGCCUGGAUUUGCUGAAAAAGGAACACCCAGGGGCCCGGGAUGGGAUCCGGUACCUGGAAGCAGAGUUCAAGAAAGGAAACAGGUACAUUCGCUGCCAGAAAGAGGUGGGAAAGAGCUUUGAGCGGCAUAAGCUGAAGAGGCAGGACACAGAUGCCUGGACACUCUAUAAAAUCCUGGAUAGCUGCAAACAGCUAACUCUGGCACAGGGAACAGGAGAGGAGGACCCAAGUGGCAUGGUGACCAUCAUCACAGGUCUUCUACUGGACAACCCCCGUGCAUUGUCUGGGCCUAUGCAGGCAGCCCUGCAGGCCGCUGCCCAUGCCAGCGUAGACGUCAAGAAUGUUCUGGAUUUCUACAAGCAGUGGAAGGAGAUUGGUUGAGACUGACCCCAAAGCCCUGUAGUGGGGCUGACUCCAGAUCUCUCCUGCUCUCCCUGGCAGCCAGGAACACCACCUGUAGUCACCCCACCACACGAGGACUCCCACGCACACAGGAAGGAAGCCCAGCUGCACAGAGGCUGCAGGGAGGGCCCAGGAUCCAGCUGGGAGGGUGGGGUCCCCCUGUUGCCAAGAAAAUGUCAGGAAAGUGAGGGAAGUGCUUGGAGCAGAAGAGGCUUGUGGGUCCCUAGCCAAACUGCCCUCCUGCUGUCCCCCAGGGACAGAUGACAGGCAUGCCUCAGAUCCUGUACCCCUGAGGGGCAAAGAUGGCAGAAGGGGCCCUUUGUCAUCAUCAAUGAUGCAGGGUGGCUGGGGCCAGGAGUUUGGACCCUCCAGGUCCUGGGGCAGUUGGGCAAUACCAGAUGUCUGAGUGGUUCUCUGCAGACCCUUCCCCUUCUCAAGGACCACCCUUCCUCCUUUCAUCUUUCUUUUGGGGGCAGAGCAACCCAGGAGCCAGCCGAGAAGGCUCUUAAGGAAACAGACCCUGGAAUGGCCUGUGCUCAAAGCAAGGCCGGGUUUGUGUUCUCUCCUGCCACAGGGGCCACAUGCCCAGAGGCCACACUUCUGCUUCCCGCCUGCCUCUGCACAGCUUUCGGGGCAGGGAGAGGCCCACUCAGGGUCGCAGGCAGGCUGGCCUGUAUGCCACUGUGGUAUCUUGGCCCACCAGCCCUACAGUUGUGCUUUUUGCUCGUAGCUGCUGUGCUGAGUUGGGGUACCAGUGAGAGGUGAGGGCACCUCCCUUACUAUUUAAGGAAUGCUGAAGACAAAGGGCCAACCUUCUGUUGGAGGCAGGAAGGAGGUGCUCCAGGGAGCUCCUGGGUCAGGGCCUCUGUCCUGAUGGACUUCCUCUCCUUUUGUCUCCAGGUCUGGAGGCCUGGUAGGGCUGAGCAAGAGCUGGCUUUGGGAGUGUUGUGAAGAAGUGGGAGCAGAGAUCAUGAAUAGCUCAGGACAGUAAAUGGGUGCUCUGAGAGCAGGGCCGUGGAGGAGGCUUUGGCUAGGGCUGCCUCAGCCUCUCCUCUCAGGCUGGAAGCAUGGUGGGCCUGGGGGAUGGAUCUCUUUCCUGCCUUCCCCACUCCAGUGCUGGCCUAUCUCCAGGGCUAUGCUUGGAGGAGUAGGCCUCAUGCCUCCCUCCUUGAAGACAGCAUGUUUUAGGAAAACCUGAGGGCAGUGGGGUCACCCCACCCCUAAUUCUUGGCAGAGACUGAGACGCAAGCAUCACUUAAUAAAGACCCCAAGCUCA
Molecule: messenger RNA, 4514 nt
Organism: Perognathus longimembris pacificus (Pacific pocket mouse)
Lineage: Eukaryota; Metazoa; Chordata; Mammalia; Rodentia; Heteromyidae
Gene: Smg5
Product: SMG5 nonsense mediated mRNA decay factor
Exons: 22
Coding region: 143-3217 (1024 amino acids)
Biological process (GO): nuclear-transcribed mRNA catabolic process, nonsense-mediated decay
Cellular component (GO): telomerase holoenzyme complex
Molecular function (GO): protein binding; telomerase RNA binding; telomeric repeat DNA binding
Source: RefSeq, a predicted model, not a curated record